GGGUUUUUACUGUUAUGUUAUCACAUAUCUAGGUGUAUGACUUGUCAACGAUUUUACACCUAUAGCUACGUUGGUGUGUUUCGAAGAUCGAGUUUUAACCCCCUUUUUUUUUUCUUUAUGUCCAAGCAUGGUGGAGGAUGAACAAUAGGAGAAGUAUAUGAAAAAGGGUUUCCUUAUUAUUCCAUUAAAAUUAGUGGUUUUGAUUCCCAAGUUAAAGAAGCUAGCUAUUUACAAGGAUGGAAGAAAGCCAUGGCUCCCAAUGUUCCAAGACAAGUUCAUCUAACAUUGAUGAAGAUGAGUGUGAAAGCAAGGUCGAUGAAGAUGAAAGUAAGCAAAACAACAUGGGAGGAAGCUCAAGCAAUAGCACAGUGGAAGAGAAUGAUAAGAAGAUAAGGCCUUAUGUUAGAUCUAAGUUCCCAAGGCUAAGAUGGACACCUGAUCUUCAUCAUCGCUUUGUUCAUGCUGUUCAAAGACUUGGAGGACAUGAGAGAGCAACACCAAAGUUGGUCCUUCAAUUGAUGAAUAUCAAAGGUUUAAGCAUUGCCCAUGUCAAGAGUCAUUUACAGAUGUUUAGGAGCAAAAAGGUAGAUGACCCAAAUCAAGUAUUGGCCGAUCCUAGGAAUCUUGUAGAAACUGGAGACAGAAAUAUUUACAAUCUCAGCCAACUUCCAAUGCUUCAAGGAUAUAAUCCAAGCCAAAGAUAUAGAUUCGGGGAUGCAUCUUUUGGUGUCCGUGGAAGAAUGGUGCAUAGACCUUUUGAUUGGUCUAACGGAAAUUUUCGGAUGGGAUCUACCAUUUUUGGUGAACAAUCAACAAGUAAAAUCCAUGAACCAAAAAAUGAGUUUUUCUCAUUUGGUGGACAUGAAUCUUUAUACACAGGCACAAGAUUGAGCCAUGUUGAUUUCACUUCUUCAAUCAAUGUGAAACUAAGUGCACAAGACCUUGUGCCUAUUGAUAAGGCCAACAAGGCUUUAUAUCCCGCGUGUGAUAGGUCCAGAUCACCUAUCAACUCAACAGAAAAUCCAAUAAAGACACUGAAAAGGAAGGCUUCAGAUACUACAAUUGAUUUGGAUCUGUCACUAAAAUUAAAUUCAAAGAUAGAUAGUGAAGGAAGCUUGGAGGAUCAUGAAGUUGAUAGUAAUUUAUCACUCUCAUUGUACUCUCAAUCCUACUCCUCUAUUAAUCUUAGCAGCAGGUUGAAGGAAGCACAGGAUCGUUGUAAGGAGCAAAGGAAAAUUGCCAAUAUUCUGGAUCUGACUAUAUGAAUAAGACAAAUUCCUAGUGAGAUCUUGAGGUACU
Molecule: messenger RNA, 1299 nt
Organism: Gastrolobium bilobum
Lineage: Eukaryota; Viridiplantae; Streptophyta; Magnoliopsida; Fabales; Fabaceae
Exons: 5
Coding region: 237-1265 (342 amino acids)
Biological process (GO): abaxial cell fate specification; regulation of DNA-templated transcription
Molecular function (GO): transcription cis-regulatory region binding
Source: RefSeq, a predicted model, not a curated record